Molecule: messenger RNA, 984 nt
Organism: Cercopithifilaria johnstoni
Lineage: Eukaryota; Metazoa; Nematoda; Chromadorea; Rhabditida; Onchocercidae
Source: the annotation of a GenBank genome assembly
AUGUUGCCAUCCUUAGUGAGGAAAAUGGUAUGCUGUUCAGUGCAAACUGGGAACCUUUUGAAGAAAGGAUAUCGUACACGCUCUAACUUCAAUCGACAACGACGUUUGGAAUUGUUUUGUAGUGAACUAAAGCGGCAAGCAAGGGUUUAUGAAAAAAAAGUUGAGAAGGUGUUCUGGACAAUUGAAAGUGAAGCUGAUAGCGAUCCCGUGAAAGUUUUGAUGAAUCGAAAUAUUUCGACUUAUCGUGAUUGCAUGAAACAUAUUUCACGAUUAAAAGCCGAUCGUAUGGCACUGGCAUAUGCGAAUGGUUCUUAUAAGUCAGUAUUGGAGAAGCUGUCGGGUAAUGGAAAAAUGACACCGUUGGAUUAUAAGUGCCAGAAUAAACAUCACGCCAAUGCCGUUAAUAUGGUUGCUUACUGGCGAACAUGUGCGUUCUUAUUAGGUGCUGUUAUUGACCGAGCGUUUGCUGUUGAUGUACAGUUAGUUGGUCCUUCUAAAGUAGAUUAUCAUUCCGGUAGGUUUGAAUAUAUAGCGAGGAUAGAAAAUCAGGAAAACUGGACACCAAAUUCGGAAAAUUUAUUUGCAUUGACCGAAAAAGCCAUUGGAGAAUACAUCGCAAAACCUCUGGUCGUCGAACCGUUGCUUGUAUCACUAGAAUUUGCAGUGGAUUUGUUUGAUUCAAAUGUUUGGAAACAAAAACUUGUUCAUGAAGUGAAGCAUGAAACCGAGGAUGGCAAACAAGGAGUAAUUAUUUAUCGAAUGGGUGAUUUUGUGGAUCUAACUUACGGGCCUUUGAUUCCACACACCAGUCAUAUUGAUAAAUUUGCUCUGACUAAAGUGGAACAGGAGGGUUCCGAAUAUUGUUUCGUUGGUGUAUCUGUACCGAAAGAAUUGAAAUGCUCAUCAUAUUCGUGGGAUCUAAUUUGUAACGCUUCAGUUAUGCCUCCUGUUAAGCGUCGAAAGUUACUUGAAGCUUUUAUCUGA